Molecule: messenger RNA, 1358 nt
Organism: Drosophila elegans
Lineage: Eukaryota; Metazoa; Arthropoda; Insecta; Diptera; Drosophilidae
Product: transmembrane protein 267
Exons: 2
Coding region: 251-928 (225 amino acids)
Source: RefSeq, a predicted model, not a curated record
CUGACCCCCACUACGGUCACACCAAAAACUAUUACAAGAUAAUUAUCCUUGUAAAUCGCCGGGAUUUCACAACAACUUCCGGGGUAAACAAAAUGCCAGCAGUACGUGGCCACCACCGCAGCGAAGAUUACGUGGAUGAGCAACUGCAGGAGGAGAAAGUGAAGUGAACCCCGGCGAACUCCAAGUAACUCCGUCCAAACAACGAAAAUCACAGCAAAAGUAGAGCACGAGCACGAGCAGCCAGAAAUCGAUGCCCCACUGCCACAAUAUGGUCUAUAUGCGAAUUGUGCUGACAACCUUGGUGACCAUUACGUGUCUGCUGGGCGACAACUUUGUGGAACUGACCCAGCAUCCGUUGCUGAAGGCCUUGGCGGACAAUGCCACCCAUGCGGCCAUUGGAGCCCUCACGGGAAUCGCCUUCGCCAUGCAGUUCUACGAGCGAACUUCCCAGCUCCUCGGCUGGAUAUUGAUUUUCACCUGCUUCGUUGUGUCAUCACUGAUUGACUUGGAUCACUUUGUGGAGGCGCGUUCCUUGUAUCUGGAGGAUGCCACCAAUCUCUCCAAGCGGCCCUUCCUCCACUGCUCCAGUAUUAUAGUGGUCAUGCUGAUGUUCUACAUCUGCACCGCCUGUUUGAACUACUUCAGGACCAGCCUGAUGCUGGGCUCCCUGCUCUGUGCCUUCAUCACCCAUCACACAAGGGAUGCCGUGCGGCGGGGCUACUGGCUCUGCCCACUGGGACACACGGAGAGGAUGCCCCAAGUGGCCUAUAUAGUGACCACCAUCCUCACACCUCAUCUGCUGGGCUGCCUGCACAACAUAUGCCGCAGUGCCAGCGUACUCAACUUCCUGGGCCAAUACAUUAAGCUGAGCGAGGGCCAGUAUCGCAGCAGUAGUUCCACUGCCAACUAUCGCUAUAUGCAGGUCUAGAGCUGUAUCGUCAGCAAAAAAACACUUUGUGAUAAGACAUUGCAAAACAUCAUCAAAUGGUAAAUGCAAAAUGCUUUUCAAGCUUCAAGCGCUUUAGAAAUUAGUAAGGGAGAUCAGCUAGAAACCAAAAAACUUCCACACUACAGGACACAAUUUUACACGUACCUUUUUCUAAAUUGGGAACUAUGCCUUCCCCAUCAAUUGGUUAUUUCCUUGUUAAGUAGGGUAGGUUUUUACUAGCAACUAAAUAUAGUACAGAUAAUAUCCGUAUAUGUGAUAUGUAGUUAUUAGACAAAAGACUAGAGUAACAAGCAAAGCGCACAAUGAUAUAUAUGUAAUCGAUUUUCAACUUCUACUUUGACUCUUCUACUUGUAGGCCAUACGAAUUUUAAGCUUGUCGAACAAUAAACUCAAUGUAAUUGCCUUAAAA